Molecule: messenger RNA, 3923 nt
Organism: Athalia rosae (coleseed sawfly)
Lineage: Eukaryota; Metazoa; Arthropoda; Insecta; Hymenoptera; Athaliidae
Product: protein BTG3-like
Exons: 3
Coding region: 519-1394 (291 amino acids)
Biological process (GO): negative regulation of cell population proliferation; negative regulation of mitotic cell cycle
Cellular component (GO): nucleus; cytoplasm
Source: RefSeq, a predicted model, not a curated record
UGAUAGAAUUUUUUUCUUUUCAAACGUAACAAAACGUUUGUUGAACUUUUAUCGCGCAAGGCACAUCCUGGUACAGCCAAGAAUGAGCUGGCAGAAUUUUUAACUUUUCUAUUCGUUUCCUCUGAAGUUAUUUGCCCGGACACUGUAUCUUUUUCACUUAUCUGUAACCAGAAAUUUCGUGAGAGCAUUUUUUCCCAUCACAUGUGGAAAUAUUACAGCUAAUUUUUGAUGACCAGCAAGUUCUGACGAGGAAGACCAGCACUUAAGAAAAACUAUCCUCUCGACUAUAAAUUAAAUUUCCAAAGAUACAAGAAAAAAACCAACACGUAAAGAAUAAUUGGAAUUUGAAAAACGUAAUAAAAGUGGAGACGAGAAGCAGGAGGAGUAGAGCUCUAUGUGCGCCAAAUCCUUAUCAUCUGAAGUAUUAUUAUCUGAAUCGGAAACCGUUAGAAUUUCAACAGCCAAUCUUUAUAAUCGAAUAAAAGAGUUGCUAACUUUAGUUGCCGAUAAAUCGAGAUAUGCACAACGAGAUCACAGCGGCAGUGCUAUUCUUAGUACAGCUGAUAGAAAAAAACGAAAAAUUUAGUCCCGAUCAAUUGAAAUGUUUUGAAAGAAGACUCGUCGAACUUUUAAUGGAAAGAUUCAAGAAUCACUGGUUCCCAGACAAACCUUUCAAAGGACAGGGAUAUCGUUGCAUCCGAGUGAAUACCCACAGCCGCAGAGAUAAAACACUUGAAAGUGCAGCAAGAGCAGCAGGCGUCAAAUACGAAGACCUCUCUUUACCUGUUGAACUCACGCUUUGGGUUGACCCAAACGAGGUAUGCUGCCGAUUUGGCGAGAGCAAGGGAUCAUAUUGCACUCUUGCAUCUUUUGAUGAUAAGGAGAAUUCCAUCCCCAUAUUAAAAUUUGGACGGGAAAAUGGCAAUACAAAUAAGGAAGCUGGGAUGGCCGAAGAUUCUACAAAAGCCCAGAAAUCCCUAAUGGCUCCCAGCAUCACAGGUGAUCAUCAUACCAACAACAGUUUCAGUAAUGUCAAUUCCAAGUCGAAGCCUCUGAGUAAUACCAACCAAAAUCAGCAACAUUCAGCAUCAUCCUUGUCCUUGGCAUCAUCAUCAACAGGUAGAAAACGUAAUUUGCAUAGCCCCGCAAGGGUUUCUCACUCUAAUAAAAAUCGUUCAUGGUUCAACCACUCUUUUGGAAUGGGUUAUGGUCCCCAUCCAAUGAGCCAGCCAUGGUACAACGUAAUGCCUCCUCCAUUCAUUGGUGGUCCUUCUCCACCUCCGUUCAUGGGUCCUAGAGGUAACAAAUGGUCACACCCCCCGCACUCCUCAUAUCCAGCCCCAGGUCCUUCCAGAUUCCACCACUGGUCCCCAAAAGCUGCUCUCAAAGUAUAACACCAAUGUGUUAAUGAUUUCAAUUUCAGCGUAUAGGUUACAUUAUAUUGUGACAUGUAAGACAUUUGCCUGGUUCCUCGCUAGCCUUGCAACUACUGUUCAAGUUUAUUUUUUCUUUGCCAAUCCACAACAAAAUAAGAUCAGUUGGCAGUCUUUGAUAGAACUUGCAGCCUUUUUACGUUCUUCUUAUAUUUCUAAAUUCCGGUUAUACUGCAGGGCUAACGAACGUUCAGCAAUGUCUUCGGUUCAUACAUAUACAUAUAUCCUUACGAAAUGACCAAACGCGAUUAAUAAUACCGUGUAUAAUAAUAUUAUAAUGAACGAAACCCAUGAUCGAAAUUCGAUUGUAUAGAUAGUGUUUCAAAAAGUUUUUUUGCUUUCUCAUAACUGUCUAUUAUUAUAAAUUGUUCUCCUUUAUUGUCGUUAAAUAUUUUUGAAACAUUUUCUAGACAGGCUAACGAUUUUUAAACUAUAAUUAAUCGAUGCUAAUAAACCUUAUACUUGCAUUAUGUCAUAUCUCCUAUAUAUUGAUUCAUUAAUUAAUUAUAAAAUGAAUGAUAUAUUUGAAUAGUUGAAUUAUUAAUUAUAUUAGAUGUGUUGUUUAUUAUCUGAAUAUUAUCAUUAUUAGUUGGAAGAAUCGUUCGAUUGCAAUGUAUUGUACUUUUUUUUUUCUUUCUUUAACUUUAUUCGAGAUCGCAUUGGGAAUGGCGAGAGUUAUUCAAAUGUUCACGAUAAUGAAAAAUAAAUAUAAAUAAAUAGUCCAUAUUAACGAUGCGGAGUAGUGUCAAUCAUGAACAAAUACAUAUGUAUAUAAUAUCUAAUAUUUAUAUUCUUCUAUUCUAACGUACUGUACCAUAUAAUUGUGAAUAUCAUUUGAGUCACACAUAAUGAUACUAAUUUUAUUUAUAUAAAUCGCUAAUAGCAUAACUCACACUACUACUAUAUAUUAUCUUGGAUCAAUUGAGUAUUAUUCGAUUAUUUUUAAUUUCUUUUUUCCUUAGAUUCUGUACUUUUUUCCUCUCCUUUUCUCUUUAUCUACUAAAAACCGUAUCUGCAUUUUAAUUUCAUGGUGCAAUUAUUAAUUUAUCGUCAUAGUAGAUAGGUUCGGUCAUUAUUAAUGCUUUUAUAAAAUGAUGAUGAUGUUGAUGAUAGAAUAAAUGACGAUAAUAGUCAUAACAAUACUAAUAAUAAUAUCAGUAGUAAUAGUAAUGAUAAAUUUCAUAGCAAUAUGAAUUUAUCUAUAAUAGGAACGUACCGAUAUUAAUUAUAGCAAGCGGAAGCAAUCUCAAAUGCAUUUUUUCCCCUUUGCUUGUCUAACAUAGGCUUAUCAUUACAGAUGAAACUAUCAGGUAUAAUAUUUUAUAAUAUAUAUUUAUGUAUCUGUUGACAACGAUUGCGACUAAAUAGUAAUAUAUAUAAAUAUAUCUAAGAAAGAAAACAAAACAAAACUGACGAUAAACGAAACACCUUGGAGUAUAAAACGAGCUGUAAGAUUUGAUAAGAAGAAAGAAUAUGAAAAAUGAAAAAAAAAUUUGUAAAAUUCUCUAAAUAAUCAUUCAAUUCACAAUUCAUUAUUAUCAUGGCUGCAAUUUUGUACAUAUUUACACGUACCAUUACAUUAUAUACUAGCCAAUUAAAACACAAACGUAUUCAUAUUUUUCUCAAUUCUUUUUUGUACAAAGUGAAUACCUAGGUCGACAAAAAAAGAUGAAUAAAUUGUGAUAACAAUAAUAAUUAUUUAAUUUAAUUUCUAUUCGACAAUUGUGAUGAAUUGACACAAGUAAAAGCGAAAGAAGGAAAGAAAUAAAACUACAUUGCAGUCCUACGAAAUACAACAGUGAACGUUAUAUUUUUGACUAGCGAUAAUAUCAUAGAAAAUACCUAUAUAUGUUAUCAAUACCGAUGAUAAUAAUAAAAAUAAGAUAUUAGUCCCAAUAUGGGUUUCUAUGCAGCACAGAAUUUCAUACCAUACAUAACACUAAAAAAAAAAUUGAUAAGUUUCAUUUUUUGUACAAAUUUUUCAACGCUUAAUAUUCAUAAAUAUACAUAGAUACGUGUAGCAAGAAGAAAAUAUAGUUAAAGGGAAAAUCUAAUAUGAAAUAAGAGAAAAAUGAGUGAUGGAAAAAAUUAUAAUAAUGAUAAUAACAAUGAUAAUAAUGAUUAAUCGUUUAUGGAGCUCAAUAAAUAUGACAUGGUAUUUGAGGUAAUAAAAUAUAACAAUUAUGAAUGAUUAUGAUUUCUAAAAAUGUUAUUUAUAUCUAUAUUAUGUUAUGCAUUAUACGUUAUAUUUUAUAUUAAAUUAAAUUAUAUAUAUAACAUAUAUAUAUAUACAUAAAUAUAUUGAAAAAAAUAAAAUACGAAUGAACAUAAUUUGUAGCUACGACGAAAAAAUAAAAGUUAAUUAAUAUCUCGAUUAUUAUUACUAUUGAUGUUAUCGUUACAUACGGAUCCAUGCAUAAUACAAUUAUUGUAUUAAUAAUAAUGUAUACACUAUUCAAGAAAAUAUACAUUGAUAUGUUAAAACUAUAA